AUGCAGCAGGGCUACGCGGCCGUCCUGUGUGUCCUGUCUGUGCUGGGGCUGGAGGCCACCGUGCCGGAUGAAUGCGAACUCACCCGACUGCUCCAGGACAAGCUGCAUUAUGAGAUGCGCCUGCAGUACAUGAAACACUACUUCCCCAUCGACUACACAGUCCAGGUCCAGUAUGAGGAGGUGCUGAGGCCAUCCAACAUCACCCGCCUGCGCAACAGGACAGUGUCAGAGGCAGCACUGCGAUACCUCUGGUUCCACGUCAGCUCCCAGGCAGUGCUGCGGAUCCAUGAGGUGUUGCCAGAGAAGCACCCAUCCUGGAAGUACACCCAGGAGCUGUGCCAGCUCUUCGAUGCCUUGGGUGAGGAGUACAGCAAGUACCGGCAGACAGAUGUGGAGGCGGUGGUGGCUGACCUGGUGAAGCUGCUCCACAGCGCAGGCGCUGAGAGCAGGAGGAAGGCUGUACGUCCCAAGGCACUGCUGGACAACUGCCUCAAGGUCAUGUGGAUGCUGUACGGGGUGCCCUGUCGGUGGGAGUCCACCUAA
Messenger RNA from Acanthisitta chloris (rifleman), 543 nucleotides. It is a transcript of the gene IL34, whose product is annotated as interleukin 34. NCBI's taxonomy places the organism in Eukaryota, Metazoa, Chordata, Aves, Passeriformes, Acanthisittidae. Gene Ontology annotation, biological process: positive regulation of protein phosphorylation; positive regulation of monocyte differentiation; positive regulation of macrophage differentiation. Bases 1 to 543 code for a protein of 180 amino acids. The transcript is spliced from 6 exons. Gene Ontology annotation, molecular function: cytokine activity; macrophage colony-stimulating factor receptor binding. The record is from RefSeq and is a predicted model, not a curated record.